This is a messenger RNA of Xenopus tropicalis (tropical clawed frog), 2038 nucleotides long. RefSeq names its product TNF alpha induced protein 6 (gene tnfaip6). The record is from RefSeq and is a predicted model, not a curated record. Lineage: Eukaryota; Metazoa; Chordata; Amphibia; Anura; Pipidae. Bases 89 to 898 code for a protein of 269 amino acids. Gene Ontology annotation, biological process: cell adhesion. The transcript is spliced from 6 exons. Gene Ontology annotation, molecular function: hyaluronic acid binding.
AAGUCUGGUGGCCAGAUGUUCCAGAAGCAUUCAAGUCCGAUGCAGGAGUGGUUUCCCCUGGAAGACGUUCUAUUUAAAUUGCUGGAAGAUGAAAACUGUGAUAUUCUUAGUUUUGGUGUUCUUGGAAGAAACCUUUGGAUGGGGAUUUAAGAACGGAGUCCUCCACAAUUCUAUAUGGUUGGAACAAGCAGCUGGAGUCUAUCACAGGGAAUCACGGAAUGGAAAGUAUAAACUUACCUAUCGGGAGGCCAAAGCUGUGUGUGAAUAUGAGGGGGGGCGCCUGGCUACGUACGAGCAACUGGAAGCAGCGAGACAAAUAGGUUUCCAUGUAUGCGCCGCUGGAUGGUUGCACAAAGGAAGAGUCGGCUAUCCCAUAGUAAAGCCUACAUUUAACUGUGGGUUCGGAAAGAAAGGCAUCAUAGAUUAUGGAUUUCGGCUAAACAAAAGUGAACGAUGGGACACCUACUGCUACAAUCCCCACUCAAAAGAGUGUGGCGGGGUGCUCACAGAGCCAGAGCGCAUCAUUAAAUCCCCUGGAUAUCCAAAUAACUAUGAAAAUGACCAGAUUUGCUACUGGCAUAUCCGGGUCAAUUAUGGCCAGCGCGUUUUUAUAGAGUUUCUGGACAUUGACAUCGAAGAGGACAUCGACUGCCUGUCCGAUUACUUUGAAAUAUAUGACAGCUAUGAUGACAUUCAUGGGUUGGUAGGAAGGUACUGUGGUUAUGAGCUUCCUGACAGCAUCAUUAGUACAGGUAACGUCAUGACUCUAAAGUUCCUGACGGACCGCUCGGUCAGUGGAGGAGGCUUCCAGAUCAAGUACACUGCCAUAGACUUACCCUCAAAACAAAGUGAUGGAGCCAAUGCAUCCUCCGAGGCAUACAACGAAUUUGAAUACUGACAGCCCCGACAUAACCAUUCACUAUGUCUCAGUAUUGUUUCCAUGGUCAACCGGACACAGCAAGAGCUUCAGUGGGAGAUCUUAGAUCUUACAGAUACAGAGACAUUUCUUUUUUGCAUAUUGUCAGAUGAUCAGAACCUGGCAUUUAGUAUGCAUGGGGUGCCUGAGUUUGUACAGCAACCACACACACUAGAACUACUACUAUUACAUAGAUUUAGUUGAUAUGAAGCUGGUACAACAUUGUGGGUACAUCUUCAGCCCACUAAAAGGGAUGAAGAUUACAUCUUCUUUGGUGACCUAAAUUGACCAUUUUUCAAUUUAUCCCAUGACACUAUAAGAAUUUGACAAGUUCUCUCAUUAUAUAACUAUAACCAUUUCAUCUUUUUGACAUGUUGAUCUUUCCAUAAGUGAGCUAUUGAUCUUGAGAAAGGGACUUUUUUGUUACAUGUUUAUUUUUUGGUGCUAAGUACCCGGGAAGUCUUUAACUGUAAAAGUUUGAGUGCCCAUCCUAUGUACCUGUUUGUACUUAAACAUCAACAAAUGACAGGCAACAGGUUGGGUGAACAUAUACAGUAUAAAGUCUUAUUGCCCCCAUCUUGCCUUACUGCUGCUAUUUUGCCCUACUAUGCCUACUCUAUAUUUUAUAGAGGCCCAGAAUGAAACAGACAUAGUUCCCAUGAAGGUGUAUAUUUUGUGAUUCACUGUCGACUGAGCACUAUUGAAACUUGGAAACAAGCAAGGCAGGAACUAACAAACCUGUAGUUAACCAGAUAACUUUUAGUCAAGCAGAGGAACAUUCGCAGGCUGAGAUCGGCGUAUAGCCAAAGCAUCAGAAUGUUCCAUUCAAAAUGUAACUGCCUACUCCAACACGGAUGCACUCUAUAAACUGUGCCUCUGUACAAAAUGAACUUCUUUUAUCCACCUCUAUUAUCUUGUUGUCUACAUCAAAGCAGUGAAACAUGCGAUGAAAGGAAGAUCCAAUGAUGUAUUACAAAUGUCAUAUAUCUUCACUUUACUGACCAAACUAAAAUGGAAUGCCAACUUUACUUCUGGGUAAUAGGCAAAUAUAGCAAUAUCUGGUGCAACAACCAAAUAUGCAUCUCACCCUCUUUUUGAAUAAAGGUGUUUAUGGUUUCUGAA